CUCGUGUCAUUUCUGUUGCGUUGUGCCACAAGUUGGCUUAAUUAAGGCGACAAGCUUUUGGUCUAGUGAUUCUCGAGACUGCCUGAAACCAGGGAACGAAGCAUCGCUUGGUGGUGAAGACGGAGCACUAGCGGUUAGCUUAAGGUUAAUACCUUAUUUCUCGACGAUGGCUGUUCUGGCCUCACGAGCUAGCUAGCUCACUUAUUUAUCACAUAUAUAUUAGGUAGCCUGUCUAAAUCAUGUACUAAAUUUUCAACCAAUAAAACGAACAAAAAUACAGCUACGAUUCAAGCACCCGAUAUCAUUCAGCAUGCCGGAUUACGCCACCCAAUACCGCUGCAUUGGAAAGGGCUUUUGCGGUAGUGUCUGGUCUCUCGAAGGCCACCAAGACGAAAACUCCGCCAUUAAACGCGAAGACGGCGCGCCUGGGCGAUCAGUCACCAAUGACUACGAAAUGCACAUGCGGGUUCUUCAGAGCGCACAUCGACACCCUCCCUCGACGCCUCUGUCGAUACCUCAAUGUCACGAGCUGAUCCAACCAACUGAUGCCUGGUGGCAACCGCGCCUCCAACAAUUUCCGGCUGGCUACACUGCAUGCCGAGCGCUCAUUUCGGAGCGCAUCCCGAAAGUACCAAGACGGAUUAGCGACAAAAUCGCGGACCUCUUCUGCGUUGGCAACACUACGCUCGCUGAAUUUGUGAAGAAUAACGCCGACGACAAUGCCUGCCUAAUUCGACCAUAUCUUGGACGACGACGUCGCCACAAGCAACAGUCACCAAGCACAUCACGUUUUCAACGCUUCAGCCUUCGCAAUGUUCCUCUCCAUCUCGACCAGAUGGAGGCACUCGGUUUGGAUACCACGUCCUACGCCGAGACUAUGGCAGACGCUCUCGCGAUGAUGCACUGGGGUGCCCGCAUUGACGCAAACGACGUCGAGUUUGUGCUAGCACCUCCGCGGAAGGUCGACUCUCCAUCCGCCUUUCAGUCGGAAUACUUGGGCACCCACUGCAUGUGGAUCCUAGACUUUGACUGUUGCCGACCACUUACUAUGGAUGAAGCAGGUAUUGAGCGAGCCUGCGAGGCGUUUUUCAAAAACGACCCUUUCUUUCCGAAACCUGGAACUGGGGGAGCCGCUGAUGAGGAUCUCUGGCAGGUAUUCAAGAAGAGGUUUCUGAUGGCUAGUCUGAGAAUCAUGGCCGAGGCAACUGAGGAUGAGCGCAAUCUCGCGGCGAAGUUGAUGGAGAGAAUUGAAGAGGAGGGCCACUUGAGAAAGAGCAGGACUGCGGAUCAACCAGAUUCAGCCAACUGAAGUUGGAAGAUCACGCCUAUCUAGGAUCGGUCUCCCGCCCUCGCCGUGUCAAGAUAUCCUCAAACGCUGCCUCUCAUGGAUUCCCAUAGAAUGGCGGCAGCGACUUGGCCAUGGUGCUUCGCGUAAUGUUGAGCUUACUCAAAUCGACGCCGUGCAACACCCUGACGUUCACAUUGUGAUUCGCCUUGGCCGCGGGCACCCACUGCUUGUCAAAGUCACUGGCAUUAGCCAGCCAUUCCUCCGUGGGAGGCCUGUACCUGUUGGUCAUGUGCACGCCACAGUGGCGGCAGAAGGUCUUGUCGAUGAUUCCCCGGCCAAAGUUAUACGAGGAGAUGUCUUCAGGAUUCUCCGCAUGGAGGACCACUUGCUCGGUUUUGGGGUACAUCCAGAUGUACGCGCC
Molecule: messenger RNA, 1709 nt
Organism: Emericellopsis atlantica
Lineage: Eukaryota; Fungi; Ascomycota; Sordariomycetes; Hypocreales; Bionectriaceae
Product: zinc finger protein-domain-containing protein
Exons: 2
Coding region: 311-1309 (332 amino acids)
Source: RefSeq, a predicted model, not a curated record